CCAACUAGCAGGCAUGCUGGCCGAACCGGUGCUGUAAAAUACUCAAAUACAUUGUUAAAAUUCGCCAGAAAUUCGCAAGCCAGCGAAAAUUUAGUAAUAACAAGGGUAAACAAGCGAUUCGCGCGCGCGUUGCGUUAACAAACAAGUAAGAUGUAUAUAUGAGAAGCCGCACGUCGUACACAGACACCACUUGUCACCAGGAAUAACACCAAUACAAAUACAACACGCAGCAGCAGCAGCAGCAGCAAUGGGACUCGACUUUGAUGUCGUGGAGUACUGCAAAGGUGUGAAAUCAAAACAGUCCCAGCCGCCGUUCGCCUGUCCGGUUCGCGACUGUGAUCGCAGUUAUAAAACAUUGGUCGGCCUCCAGGGCCAUCUCACCAAUUACGACCACGACAAUCCACAGCCCCUGACGCCCAUUCUCAAGCCCAAUCGAAAAAGGGCGCGCUCUUCACGCGCGCUCCACUCAACGCCCAAAGACAACGGCAGUGGCGGCGGUGGAGGAGGUGGUGGUAAUUCUGAAGGAGAAAAUGGUUGCGGCAAUGGUAGGAGCACUACGAAUCCGGAAUCUUUGGUCUCGUAUAAUGAGCAGGAGGGUACGGUUACCUUUAAUAUCGAUGGCAAGAGCGUACGAUUGGGUAUUGAUGAGCCGCUGCCACUGGUCGACGACGAGGAGUUUGCCGAGCUGGUGGAGCGUGGCUGUAUACUGAAUGCUGACGCGCCGCCACUGGAGGAGAAUGCAGCGUGGGGACAGGUGCAGGUGCCCGUUGCGAAUGUCCGUGAGAUCAAUGACUACAAUGUGCCUGAUGCGCCGCCCAGGCCCUUGGCUUACUAUCGCUUCAUUGAGAAGUCGGCCGAGGAACUGGACGGCGAGAUAGAAUACGAUGUGGACGAAGAGGAUACCGCUUGGCUGGAGCAUAUGAACGAGCUGCGCGCCAAGCAAAAUCUCAAUGCUGUUAGCAUUGAUACCAUGGAGUUGCUGAUGGACCGCCUCGAAAAGGAAUCUCACUUCCAGGCAGCCGCAAAUGGCACGCCCACUGGCGUUGAGGUGGAUGACGAUGCUGUGUGCUGCAUUUGCUUAGAUGGCGAGUGCCAGAACACCAACGUGAUACUCUUCUGCGACAUGUGCAACCUGGCUGUGCAUCAGGAUUGCUACGGUGUGCCCUACAUACCCGAAGGCCAAUGGCUGUGCCGUCGUUGCCUUCAAUCGCCCAGCAAGGCGGUCAACUGUGUGCUCUGUCCGAAUGCGGGCGGAGCAUUCAAGCAAACGGAUCACGGCCAGUGGGCGCACGUGGUAUGUGCAUUGUGGAUACCAGAGGUGCGCUUCGCCAAUACCGUGUUCCUGGAGCCAAUUGAUUCUAUUGAGACCAUACCGGCUGCUCGGUGGCGCCUCACCUGCUAUGUGUGCAAAGAGAAGGGUCUGGGCGCUUGCAUACAGUGCCAUCGCAACAGCUGCUAUGCCGCCUUUCAUGUCACCUGCGCCCAGCAGGCGGGCCUCUAUAUGACCAUGGACACGGUCAAGGAUGGCCACAACGAUAGCUCGGUGCAUGUGCAGAAGUUUGCCUACUGCCACGCCCAUACCCCCGCCGACGCAAAGCUAAAGACAAAUGUGCCCGACUUUGAGGAUACGCGUCUAAAGAUGCGCGAGGCGCGCAAAGCGCUGGCCAAGAAGCGUUCAACGGCGCCCGUGGUGCUAAUACCGACAAUACCGCCGGAUCGUGUUCACGAGAUCGCGGGCAUGGUGCACAUGCAGAAGAAGAAGGAAUUCCUUGAUCGCAUCAUUGCCUACUGGACGUUAAAGCGUCAUUAUCGCAACGGAGUGCCGCUGCUGCGCCGGCUGCAGAGUCAGGGCAACAAUCAUGGGGUGAUUCAGCGCAACGGCAUCGAAGGCUCGCCGGACACGAAGGAACUGUACCGGCAGCUCAAGUACUGGCAGUGCUUGCGUCAAGAUCUGGAGCGAGCGCGUCUGCUCUGUGAGCUGGUGCGUAAGCGUGAGAAGCUCAAGGUGGCAUUUGUAAAAAUCUCCGAGGAGGUUGUAAUGCUGCAACUGAAUCCGCUUGAAUCGGCGCUCAGCAAGCUGCUGGAUGCGCUGGAAACGCGCGACACCAUGGAGAUAUUCCGAGAGCCCGUGAACACCAACGAGGUGCCCGACUAUAUGGACAUAGUCAAGCAGCCCAUGGAUUUGGGCACCAUGCGCGCGAAGCUCAAGGAUUGCCGUUACACGAAACUCGAACAGCUGGAGGCAGACUUCGAUCUGAUGAUACAGAAUUGUCUGGCGUACAACAACAAGGAUACAGUGUUCUAUAGAGCUGGCAUUCGGAUGAGAGAUCAAGCAGCGCCGCUCUUCGUGCAGGUGCGCAAGGAAUUGCAGCGGGAUGGUCUGCUGGAGCGUGGACAACGCAUCCAUGUGGACCACGUGGAGGGAGAGGUGGAGCAGGAACUAAGACAACUGCUGUCGGCGCCGCCCAGCGAGGAUGUGGUGCAAAAGCUGCUCAUACUGGCCGACAAGUCACAGGUGCUCAAGAAUCCCAGCUACCGGACGAAGAAGAUCAAGCAAAUCCGCCUGGAAAUCAAUCGAAUGCGCAAAACCCUGCAAAAGGCGCGCUUUGCAGCGCGCUAUGCAUCGCACGCAAACUCACAAAGCGACGACGACAACGAAGAGACGCGAGUGAAGCCCUCGAAGAAACGAAUGCGCAAACGUCUUAAUAGCAGCGCCAUGGAUUUAGAUGAGUCGCAGGAUGUGCCGCAGAGCCAGCAACAUGAUGAAGAUGAGGACGACGAGGAUGACUCGGAUGACGAUUCGAUGGCGGACGAUAAUGUCAGCAAAGACACUGGUCAUAUGGUUCAAACGCCGCCCUGCAGUCCUGUCAAGAGUCUCAACAACAGCAGCUCACCCGUGGGCAUUAAUCGAAGAACGGCCAUUUUACUGACCCGCAAGUCGCAGGCGGCACUCAAGAGACCAUCGGAGCCACUGACGACGCCUGUCAAGGAGGAGCACCACAAUUCGCAGUCAUUGAGCACGCAGUCGACGAGCGCCAGUUCGAGUGCGACGACAACCGCAGCCACCGCCGCCUCCAGCGCAAUGAAUGCUUCGCUGCAUGCAGCGACUGCGACGCCGACAGCCAUGAGCAGCUUUGCAUUGACGCCGCACAACAGCACAGCGAGUGCAGUUGGCAUGGGCGUGGCAGGCGCCAGCCUCACCUCCGCAGCGCUGUCCAUGAGCAACAAGCUGAACCUGAGCCUGGGUGCAGGCUUGGGCAUGUCCAAGUCGCCUAAGCGGCCACCCCGUUUUCGACGUUUGCCAUCGACGUCACCAAAGAAGUCACCGAACCCAGCGGCAGCAGCAGCAGCAGCGGCGGCGGCAGCAGCAACGACGAUGACGACGCCGACCACGGUUCAGUCCAUACCUGCCUUAGCGUCGGCGGAUCCGGCGCUGCCAUUCGAGCGCAUUCCAGACAGCUUUCGGGUGUACCGAGCUAACAAUCAGCGGGAUGUUAGCGAGAGCGACGAUGCGCCCUCCCAGUCGAGCAGUCCGUGCAGCAGUUGCUCGGACUUCAGCAUGUCGGGCAGCUGCUCGGACUUCGAUAGCGAUGAGGCCAGCGAUGGCGAUGCGCACAGCGACGACGGCGAUUCGGAUAGCACGAAGGCGCAUGCGAUGCGCGACGAUUCGCAGGAGGACUGCACCACAGAUGCCAUGGAUUUGCAGCACGCGAGCUUGAAUAAUACGCAGGGCAAUGGCAACAUGGCGAUCAGUAGCAGCGACAGCAGCUCCGACAGCGACGAUGACGACGACGAUGAUGAGGAGGAGGACGAUGACGAGGAGGAUGAGGAGGAGCAGCAACAGCGCCAGCUGGAUGCGAAAAAUGCGCGAGUUACGCGCAGCACGCCCACGCCAUUGCAAGGGCGUGGCGGUGCCAUGGCAGCCGCCCGUGGGCGUGGCAAGCGGCGCAACAAUCUAAGUGAAUCGACWAGCUCAACGGCAACGCCGCCGCCGCUGUUGCGCAAGGCGGGCAAACUGCGAUCAGCCACGCCCAAUGCGUCGCCUUUAGUGAACAGCAUAAAGUCGCGUAGAAGCACCACCACAGCAGCCACCGUGACGAACAACAACAAGGCCAGCAAAGCGCACCACGAACUGGAGGAGACGGCGACCGAAGUGCAUGUGCGGCACAACAAUAGCAACCAGAAGGCAGCGCUGGAGCCACUGCAACUGGUGUGGGCCAAAUGCCGUGGCUAUCCGUGGUAUCCCGCACUGAUCCUAGAUCCCAAAACGCCGAAGGGAUUCGUCUACAAUGGCGUGCCACUGCCGGCCCCACCAACGGAUGUGCUGGCCCUGCGCAAGAAUUGUCUGGACGAUGUUGUCUUUCUGGUGCUCUUCUUCGACGUGAAACGGACGUGGCAAUGGCUGCCCGCCAAUAAGCUGGACAUCCUGGGCAUCGACAAGCAGCUGGACCAGCAAAAGCUGGUGGAGUCCCGCAAGCCAGCGGAGCGCAAGGCCGUGAAGAAGGCGUAUCAAGAUGCGUUGCUCUAUCAGAGUCAGGUUUCCGAUCUAGAGGGCCAGGGUCCGGAUCCCAUUAUGUGAAAACUGUUUGCCCAACUGCAUUUAAGAUGUUAAAUGCGAACGUGCUCCCGCCUUACUUGCUCCAAUCCGUGUAUAGCCCAUUAUGUAGAAAGAUUACUCGAAAAUUGUUCAGUCCGGCUAAGGAGUUCUCGCAAAUCGUUUAGCCCGGGAGCUGCCGCUUGUAUUGUUAAAAAGAGAUGAGAGAUAAGAGAAGGCCCUCCAUUAGAGUAUUUCGUUCGAUAUUUUCUUAACUUUUUGCAACUUUAUCCAAUUUCUUUGCACUGCAAGUGUUUUUGUUUUUUAUUUGUUUUUAUUAAAGAACAUGAAGAGAAGAUUCAAUUCUUAGUUCAAUUUUAUUGUAAAAUAUAUUUCCAAAUUUGAAUCCUUUGCAAGAUCAACAACCACAACAAAAUGGAAUUUAUAACCUCAACACGUUUCACGGAAAAUCAAAUCAAUGUUUAAGUUAAAUAGUUUUAAGCAUAAAA
Messenger RNA from Drosophila arizonae, 5043 nucleotides. RefSeq names its product bromodomain-containing protein 140 (gene Br140). Gene Ontology annotation, biological process: regulation of transcription by RNA polymerase II. Gene Ontology annotation, molecular function: protein binding. The record is from RefSeq and is a predicted model, not a curated record. NCBI's taxonomy places the organism in Eukaryota, Metazoa, Arthropoda, Insecta, Diptera, Drosophilidae.